Lagenorhynchus albirostris (white-beaked dolphin) is the source of this 1833-nucleotide messenger RNA. It is a transcript of the gene AGPAT3, whose product is annotated as 1-acylglycerol-3-phosphate O-acyltransferase 3. Lineage: Eukaryota; Metazoa; Chordata; Mammalia; Artiodactyla; Delphinidae. The record is from RefSeq and is a predicted model, not a curated record. The transcript has 9 exons. Bases 241 to 1563 code for a protein of 440 amino acids. Gene Ontology annotation, cellular component: endoplasmic reticulum; endomembrane system. Gene Ontology annotation, molecular function: 1-acylglycerol-3-phosphate O-acyltransferase activity.
GGGCGCCGCACUCGCUGAGGCCCGACGCAGGGCCGGGCGCGCCCAGGGCCGGAGCGCAGCGGCCGGAACGGCCCGGAGGCGACGCCGGGGCCGAGCGCGCGACGAGCAGGUGGCGGCGGCUGCAGGCCUUCAAGUUGGAAGCCUCUGAGGACGAUUGCUCACCCCACUGACCCUGCUGACCCUGGGCCACGGACGGCUGUUCUCAGUGAAGGGCCCUGCACUCGCUACUGAGCUGUGGCCAUGGGCCUGCUUGCCUUCCUGAAGACCCAGUUCGUCGUGCACCUCCUCAUCGGCUUCGUCUUCGUGGUGAGCGGGCUGAUCAUCAACUCCAUCCAGCUCUGCACGCUCGUCCUCUGGCCCGUGAACAAGCAGCUGUACCGCCGGCUCAACUGCCGCCUUGCAUACUCGCUCUGGAGCCAGCUGGUCAUGCUUCUGGAGUGGUGGUCAUGCACGGAGUGCACCCUGUUCACCGACCAGGCCACGGUGGGCCACUUCGGGAAGGAGCAUGUGGUCAUCAUCCUGAACCACAACUUCGAAAUCGACUUCCUCUGUGGGUGGACCAUGUGUGAGCGCUUUGGCGUGCUGGGGAGUUCCAAAGUCCUGGCUAAAAGGGAGCUGCUGUACGUGCCCCUCAUCGGCUGGACGUGGUACUUCCUGGAGAUCGUGUUCUGCAAACGGAAAUGGGAGGAGGACCGGGAUGCCGUCAUCAAAGGGCUGAGGCGCCUGGCUGACUACCCCGAAUACGUGUGGUUUCUCCUGUACUGUGAGGGCACGCGCUUCACGGAGAAGAAGCAUCGGGUCAGCAUGGAGGUGGCCGCCUCCAAGGGGCUGCCCGUCCUCAAGUACCACCUGCUGCCUCGGACCAAGGGCUUCACCACCGCGGUCCAGUGCCUCCGUGGGACAGUCGCAGCUGUCUACGACGUCACACUGAACUUCCGAGGAAACAAGAACCCGUCUUUGCUGGGGAUCCUCUACGGGAAGAAGUACGAGGCGGACAUGUGUGUGAGGAGAUUUCCUCUGGAAGAGAUCCCGCUGGAUGAAAAGGAAGCAGCUCAGUGGCUUCAUAAACUCUACCAGGAGAAGGAUGCGCUGCAGGAGAUGUAUAACCAGAAAGGCGUGUUUCCGGGGGAGCAGUUCAAACCCGCCCGGCGGCCGUGGACACUCCUGAACUUCCUCUUCUGGGCCACACUUCUCCUGUCUCCUCUCUUCAGUUUUGUCUUAGGCGUCUUUGCCAGUGGGUCUCCUCUUCUGAUCCUGACGUUCCUGGGGUUUGUCGGGGCAGGUAAUGCACGGGCGCGACGGCGCGGCUUGAGGUUGGGAGUCUUCCAUGUGCCGGCUGCGGCGCCCAGGCCUGGAGAUGGUCACCUGGGAGCCGGGAUGCAACCUGAGCCUUGCCGGCCUCAGAGAGCUGCUCUGGCCACUGAGCCACAGGGCCGUGAAGGCCACAGCCAGAUUCCAGGGCCAUCUGUCCAGAAAGCUGGCCGGCCAUCCGCCCGCCUGGCAUCUCCUUCUAAGAGCUGUGUGGGGAGGGCCUGGGCCACCGGUUUGAGCUCGGGCAGUUAGGGGCGUGGGCUGGUGUGAUGGGCUGAGGUUCCCAGGACGCUUCCGAGGCCCUGCAGCCCUGAGUGCACUGCUGGGCACCCGGUCCGCCGGGCACCUGGCUGGGCACUACGGCCCUCAGCCCUGGCUGAGAACUGCACCCUGCAGCGGGCGCACACUCCCCCGGGCUGGUGGGGGAGCAGAGCUGGCCGCCUCCCGGGACAGGCUGAGUGGGCAGGGCAGGGCAGGGAGGGGCGGAGGAGGGGAGAAGGCCGCUGCCCCCCCCCAGGGAAG